AUGGCAGCUCAUGGGGCCAACCAAACUCACAAGGGAUACCCAGUAACUGUGAAAUACACACAACUCUUCAUCAAUGGGGAAUUUGUGGAUGCAAUUUCAGGAAAGACAUUUGAAACUUAUGAUCCACGAACUGGAGAUGUGAUAGCAAGAGUAGCAGAGGCCGGAAAAGAAGAUGUGGAUUUGGCUGUCAAAGCUGCUCGGAAUGCUUUUGACAAUGGCCCCUGGCCUCGCAUGAGUGGUUAUGAAAGAGGCAGAAUAAUGAGUAAGUAUGCAGAUUUGGUAGAGCAAAAUAUGGAGGAGCUUGCAGCUCUAGAAACCUUAAAUAAUGGAAAACCAGUGGCAAUAGCUCGCCUAGUGGACCUACCUACAUGUUCCAAGGUUCUCAGAUACUAUUCUGGAGCGGCAGAUAAGAUUCAUGGGCAGACCUUAAAAAUGGCAGGGCCAUAUCAGGGAUAUACAUUGCAUGAGCCCAUUGGAGUAGUGGGCCUGAUUGUUCCUUGGAACUUUCCAUUGGUAAUGUUUUUCAAUAAAAUUAGUCCUGCUUUAGCUUCUGGGUGCACCUUGGUUUUAAAGACUGCUGAACAAACUCCUUUAACUGCACUUUAUUGUGCAAAUCUGGCCAGAGAGGCAGGAAUCCCACCGGGUGUUCUUAAUGUUCUCUCUGGAUUUGGAGAUCCUGCGGGCGCUGCAAUAAGCCAUCAUAUGGAUAUAGACAAGGUUUCAUUUACAGGGUCUACUGAAACAGGACGUAAAAUUAUGGAAGCAGCUGCUAAAAGUAACCUAAAGCGUGUUACACUUGAACUCGGUGGAAAGUCUCCUCUGAUUAUUAUGAACGAUGCUGAUGUUGAAGAGGCUGUUAAUCUUGCACACCAGGCUAUAUAUUUCAACAUGGGACAAGCAUGCAUUGCGGCAUCCAGGAUUUAUGUUCAAGAAGGCAUUUAUGAUGAAUUUGUGAAAAAGGUUGUGGAACGAGCUAAGAAGCAGGUGAUUGGUGACCCUUUUACAGAUGGAGUUCACCAGGGUCCCCAGAUUAACAAAACCCAGUUUGAUAGAAUAUUGCAAUACAUCGAGUAUGGAAAGCAAGAGGGAGCCACACUACUUACUGGAGGAAAUCGGAUAGGUGACAAGGGUUUUUACAUUGAACCUACCAUCUUCUCUCAUGUCAAGGAGGAUAUGAAGAUUGGAAAAGAGGAAAUAUUUGGUCCAGUUAUGUCUAUCUUUACGUUCAAAAGUAUUGAAGAAGCUAUAGAGCUGGGGAACAAGACGACGUAUGGUUUAGCAGGUGGAAUUGUUACAAAGAACAUCGAUGUUGCUAACAGGCUCUCAAGAUCUAUUCGUGCUGGUAUAGUUUGGAUAAAUUGUUAUGCUGUCUUUGACGGUGACGCUCCCUUUGGAGGGUAUAAGAUGAGUGGCAUUGGGAGAGAGAAUGGGUUAUAUGACCUCUCCAAUUACUUGCAAGUCAAGUGUGUCAUCACUCCUCUCCAUCACUCUCCUUGGCUCUAA
This is a messenger RNA of Cryptomeria japonica (Japanese cedar), 1503 nucleotides long. RefSeq names its product aldehyde dehydrogenase family 2 member C4-like. Gene Ontology annotation, molecular function: aldehyde dehydrogenase (NAD+) activity. The record is from RefSeq and is a predicted model, not a curated record. The transcript has 10 exons. The coding region runs from base 1 to 1503 and encodes 500 amino acids. Lineage: Eukaryota; Viridiplantae; Streptophyta; Pinopsida; Cupressales; Cupressaceae.